AAUCAUAUUCCGCAUGUUUUGCACUAGAAAUGUCAGCCAGAAAGGGCUAUCUUCUCCCUUCGUCGAAUUAUACAACAACAAUGUCAUGCUCCGACAGCACAGUGGGGAACUCAUUUUUAGUAGACUCCUUGAUAAGCGCCCGGACCGAAAACGGCGGACCCUACUACCAAGGAAGCAACGUCUAUGUGCCUCCAGCCUCGGAUUUACACUAUGGACUACCUAACUGUGGUUUUUUUCCUGGAUUGAACAAACGGAACGAGAGUCAUUCUCAAAAUAUGGUCCCUGCCUCCAGUUCGUAUAUUCCAGGGAUGGAAGUAUGGCUGGACACAUCAAGGUCCUGUCGAAUAGAUCAGCCUCCCGGCGGACAGCAAAUCGCCCAGUGCUCAUUUUCUCCUAACAUUAAGGAAGAGAACGGGUAUUGCCUUUAUGAAUCGAAUAAGUGUACAAAAGCGUCACCGGUAGAUGAGCUUUCCUACUCCAGGGUAACGUCGGGUAACUGUCCAGUCAGUCACAGCGGCACAGUACCUGUCCCAGGCUACUUCCGGCUGUCCCAGACGGCUUAUCACGGUGGCCAGUCCAGUUCUUCCCACUUUUUCCUGCAACCAACAGUUCGGUUCGACACCCCAGUUUCCGUAUCUAACUCGGCAGAUAGUGGCAAAAGAGGAAACGAGGAGAUGGCUUCCAGCAACAUACCAUGCGCUCCGCACAGAGAGGAGGAAACACAAGAGUCUUCAGUUGAAGAGGCGUCUUCACCCGAACCACCAGUCAACGGCAAAGCGAGUCCCAGCAAAGUAACAAAAGGGGACACAAAAAUCGAAAAUACAGCCAACUGGCUAACCGCGAAGAGUGGCCGGAAGAAACGGUGCCCCUACACAAAACAUCAGACUCUGGAACUCGAAAAGGAGUUCCUGUUCAAUAUGUACCUGACUCGCGAGCGUCGCCUAGAGAUAAGCCGCAGUGUCCACCUGACUGACAGACAAGUAAAAAUUUGGUUCCAGAAUCGUCGGAUGAAACUGAAGAAAAUGAGCAGAGAAAAUAGAAUUCGGGAGCUUACAGCCAAUUUUAGCUUUUCAUGAUCAACACUGCAUUCAAGAGAUGGGUGAUGCCUUCCAUCAAGUGAAGGACGGGUACAUCCGGUUUUAGAGAGUCCCUCUCUGCAUUCAGAUAUGACUGUGCAAGACACUAUUGAUAAGUGAAUGUUUUGAUUUGCUACACGUUAAUUUUUUGAAAGUUUACAUGUCUAUAUCAGUUGAAUAUUUUUUCGUGACAAUGUGUAGACUAUUUAUAGAAUGUAAAAAAAGAGAAUUUACCCUUGUCCAUAUUGUAGAAUAUAAUGGCGAUAUAUCUAUAUAUAGAACUGGGAAAUAUAUGUUAACCAGUAAAAUAAUGAUUUAAACAAUAUCAAAAUUUACUCUGAGCAUAGAGUAUAGGCUACCAGUUCAAAUAAGCAUUACUGAUAAAAUUAACGUUUGUUUUGAACCAUUCAGAACAAAAAUAACACUGAACAGAAGCUAUAUAUCUGCGCAAUUAUGGAAUGAUUUAUUUUGCCAAUAUGCAUUUUACCUUUUGGCAAAUGUAGCAGGUAUUUCAAUACACCCGAUUAUGUGAAACUUUUCCAAAUAUUUUAAAUUAUUGCCAAGCGACAUGCGGCGAAUUGAUAUUAAAGUCAAUUUAAGUAUUUAUGCUUAUAGGAUAUUUGAAAUUUGAAGGUACGAUUACAAGCAAAUAAAUAUAUCCAGUCAGUACUGUGAACGGAUUUUUUGUUGUGGUGUGGUGUUAGUAAAUAAAAACAUGCUGGUGUUUCAACGAAAAUGUACAUGUGUAUUCUGCUUUGUAUAUGGCCUUGUCAAUACAUAGUUGCGUUAGAUUUUUGUAUAUACAUGAAUAAUUGCACCGUGGGAUGUGAAGCAUUUUACAUAAACUGGAUUGAUCACUGCUUUGCGCAAGAGGAUUUCACAGCAGGUUGCGUAAACAAUAGUAGCCUAUCAAAUUGAACUUGUUCUACACUGCUUUUCUAUAUUGCUGUCGCAACCUUUGUAAAAAUUAGACACCCAUAAUUCCUCUGGGCCAUGAAGCAAUGGUGCUGUAAGCUUUGUCGGGUUUGUCGCGUUUUAUUGCUUGCUGGUAGACUCAGGAUCUUUGCUGUCCUGUGCUAGUGGCUUUAAUUGAGCGUUGCUAAGAGGGGAAAAAUUACGGAACUUCAGAAAGCAUUAACAAGGAAUGGACUUAGCCGGAAUACCUACCUAACCUUGACCUUUUUCUUGUGUUACAAUAACAACAGGUAAUCACUG
Molecule: messenger RNA, 2291 nt
Organism: Conger conger (European conger)
Lineage: Eukaryota; Metazoa; Chordata; Actinopteri; Anguilliformes; Congridae
Gene: hoxa10b
Product: homeobox A10b
Exons: 2
Coding region: 30-1076 (348 amino acids)
Biological process (GO): regulation of transcription by RNA polymerase II
Cellular component (GO): nucleus
Molecular function (GO): RNA polymerase II cis-regulatory region sequence-specific DNA binding; DNA-binding transcription factor activity, RNA polymerase II-specific
Source: RefSeq, a predicted model, not a curated record